Messenger RNA from Pisolithus orientalis, 1097 nucleotides. RefSeq lists its product as uncharacterized. NCBI's taxonomy places the organism in Eukaryota, Fungi, Basidiomycota, Agaricomycetes, Boletales, Pisolithaceae. The coding region runs from base 176 to 958 and encodes 260 amino acids. The record is from RefSeq and is a predicted model, not a curated record. The transcript has 4 exons.
CAAUAAUGGUAUUACGCGCCCGUUGGAGUGCGUUCUCGUGAUAGAGGCACCCGCAGCUGUGGCGCCUGCGCAGCCACAGCCUUUGGCAACGUUGCAGCAAGUAUAAAAUGCCACAACCACAUGUGACUGCGGACGCAUUAAAAGCCCACUUUCUACUUCAUACUAUUCGACCACCAUGCUUUCAAAAUCUGUUUUCCUCCUCGCCGGCGCAGGUUUCGCCGUUGCACAAUCUAUUUCUUCCCAGUGCUCAUCGACGUUGGUAACCAUUGCCGGUUCCCCCGACUCCGCGUGUCUCAACCCCAGUGGAAUUGUCCAAAUUGCACUCACUAACUCGAACUCAUCUAUCAUCCCUGCCGUUGAUUCCUGGUUGACUGGACUUUGUGCUCUCGGUCCAUGUAGUAACUCGUCCCUUCAAGCGGUCGCCACGAACCUCACUGGUGGUUGUUCUUCCGAGCUCGCGAGUCUUGGUUUGACACCCAACGGCUCGACGAACCUGACAGUCUAUUUGGAAGAAGCUUACCCUACUCUUCGCCAGGUCUUAUGCUUGAAAGAUACCUCCGCGAACGAGCUUUGUGCUACAGAAGAGCUUACUGGGGUCCAAAAUUCUACGGGCACAUUGACGAUCAACAAUUUCAUCAGUGUGGUUGGCCAGAUUGUCUCCGGUAGUGGCUCUAUUCCGCAGAGCGUGACCUGCAGCAACUGCAGUAAGGCAGGAUAUACUAUUGCUGACCAGAAUUUCCCUGCGCUGGUUUCAAACACUACGAGCACGGUGCAACAGACUUGUGGUUCUUCCUUCACAGAUGGCCAAGUUCCUUCUGGCAUCGAAGAGACCGCAUCCAACAGCUCCAGCUCCAGCGGAGGUAGUACAGGUGGAGCAGUCUCUCUCUCCGUGAACAGCUUGAGUAUGGGGGUCACAAUGCUUGUCGUGGUAUCAUCCGUCUUUGCCAUCUUUGCUUGAAUGCGUUGGUUGCAAUGGUUCCAUGGACACUGCUAUGUCUUUUUGAGUCUUUUGAACUUUCACCUUAUGUACAGUAAUGGACUUGAUUACAUAAAUCUACGGACCUUCAAAGAUAACUCGAUAAUACAAAAUCUUGACG